GAGGCAGGGCUCGGGGACCGGUCACGCGCCGAGGUGUUACGCAGCAUCUCGACGAGUUGGCGGUUAGCCGCGCGAGAGGGGCUCGUUGAUCAUAAAUGAGACCGUACGACCCGGUCGCGUUCCGUGCGAGGAAUUGAUAACGUCGGGAGCGAACGAUGUACACGUGGCGGUUGACCGGCACCGCGCUGAGAAGAUUCAACGCCGGCUACGGCAGCGGCAAUGCUAGGUUAGCGCUCGUUCUGCAGCACUGCAGUGGCCCGCGGGCGCAAGGUCGCGGCAGGUUCGGCAGCUACCGCAGGAGGAUAAGCUCGUGGUUCCGGGAGCAGGGCACGCAGGUCGCCCAGGCGUGCAAGCGGCAGUUCGAGUUCGUGGCGGCCCAGAGGAUCAGGCGGUGCAUACAGAUAUUCCACCUUUACACGAGGAUAUGGGACGAGGUAGCGCUGAGGGAGUUUCUGCGCCAGUGGAGGCUCCGGCUCGCGAGGAACUCGAGGAACUUUCUGGUGAGCGCGGCCGGCGUGGGCUGCGUGUACAACUGGGACCGCGACAGGAUAAGCGACGAAGAGAUUAAUAGGUACAAUCGCGAGAUCGAGGGGAUUUACAAAUUACAAGACUCCACGGUGAUCUGUGCAAAGUGUCACCUGCGAAUGGUCAUUGACACUGUGCAGUCCGAUGUCAAAUAUUGUAAAUGUAGCGGCGCUCAGCCUUCCGCUGCUUCCGAUGAAAAUUACGGCUGGCAGCCUUUCAUCGAACGUCAGGAUAUGCUGAUAUGGAGAAAAGUAGAGCCUAAUUCGGGUGGGUUGUUUGCCUACAAAGUGUACGGCUCGUUCUCCGACGUUACUGCCGAAGACUUUUUGCAAGUACAAAUCGACGUAGAUUAUAGAAAGCAAUGGGAUCCUACUGCUCAGGAGCUAGAGAUCAUUGAGACCGAUCCGGAGUCCGAAUCGUCUACUAAUCAUAGUACCGAUGUUAUCCAUUGGGAAAUGAUCUGGCCUAAAUUAUUUUCUAAUAGAGAUUAUGUGUAUCAACGACGAUGGGUCAUGGAUAGAGAGAAGGGACUCGUAGUCAUUGUCAGUCGAGUGACCGAACAUCCCGGUGUGCCAGAAAGACGGGGAAUUUAUAGAGUGAGAUCGUACUGGUCGUACAUGGUGAUAAAGCCUUACACAGACUUCCACGAGUCAGGCAUUGAAUUUGGGCUUACUUACUUCGAUGACCCUGGCGUCGCUGUGCCAUCCGCUGUCACAGCUUGGGUAGCACUGAGAGGUUUACCAGAUUUUCUAAUUCGCAUGAGACAGGCCUCGAAGGAUUAUCAAAAAUAUAAACUAAUGAGAAAAGAUGCACCAGACAGUACUAGUCUUGCUUUAUCUGAGGAGGGUGUUUCCAAAGAGCAAAUCAAAGUCAAUGUAGAAGAUAAGUUAAAGAAUGAUGAAACAUCGACGAGAGAUUAUACAGAUUCACAGGACGAUUCUACUAACAGUACUAACAACGUAGAUCUAACGCGUGAACAGCAAGAAAAUGAUUUGGCGGAAAGUGAAAAUAAGGAUACCAAUGCUGCGCCUAAAGAAGAGCAAGGUUUAUUACAUUAUUUCUAUCUUACGAAAUUAUUUGCAUUUUUGGAUUUCUGACGAAUGGAUUUAAUGAAAUAACUUUUGACUAGUAGAUGUUUUAACGUGAUUUCACACGGAGGAAACAAUAAUCUGCCAGUAAAGCUAUAGAACAGAUUUGUGGAUGAUAACAUUGAGGAACAACUGACAUUUUAUUAACGUAUAUUGGACAAAUGAUAUGUGGUUUCAUAGGUAAUAAGAAUGGCAUUGUAAAUACUAAUUACCUUCCUUUUUGUAUGGCAAAAAAGUAUGGUUUCCAUUUUUACAAGGAGAAACAAAAUCAUUAAUCACUAAGUGAGACUGAUUAGGUACGUCAUCGCCUUUAGUCCAUUUAUUCAUUGAAAAUUUGUAUUACGUAUCGUAAGAUAACAAAGUUAAGGUCUGGUGUUUUUUUUUGAGGCUGAUUGAAAACGUGAUAUAGUGGGAACUGCAACUUAAAUUCGAUAAUUUUUAUAGUAUGAAAAUAUUUGUAUGAAACAAAUUUAAUUCGUUAUAUCUCUAAGGCC
Vollenhovia emeryi is the source of this 2107-nucleotide messenger RNA. Its product is annotated as stAR-related lipid transfer protein 7, mitochondrial-like. Gene Ontology annotation, molecular function: lipid binding. Bases 156 to 1622 code for a protein of 488 amino acids. NCBI's taxonomy places the organism in Eukaryota, Metazoa, Arthropoda, Insecta, Hymenoptera, Formicidae. The record is from RefSeq and is a predicted model, not a curated record. The transcript has 6 exons.